CCUUUGUUAAAGUGGUCUGCCCUGAGAGGCUGCCAUUACGCAUCGAUACUGCAGCUGCGGGAGUUUCUACAGAAAGUUCAGCGAUUUUAAAUUGAUAAAAGACACCGAACAGUUUGGUUUUUAUAUUCCACCAUAAGAAGAAGCGACGAGGAUCGUUAUUGGAGUAGGUGGCACCAAGGGAGAGCCCCUCUGAAGCCCCGCCACCGACAGCCCUCAGUCGGUGGAGAUGAUCCGGCUGCAGGCCACAGCGACCAGAGCCCGCAUGGAUUUGGUGUAAUUCCGAGCGUUGUACCAGGCCUGCCCCGGGAAAUCGGCAUCAUUUUGGCGUGAAAUAGAAGAAUUCCAAGCCAUGAACAACCACCCGCCGCCCCGAAGAGCUGCUAACGUCGGCUCCAUUCUGCUGACCCCCCAGGAGAACGAGUGUCUGUUCGGCUACCUGGGCAGGAAAUGCUCUAGUCUGUGUUCAGCAGUGGUCCAGGUGUACGGGUCUGAUCGGAGCUGUAGCUGGCUGAAGAAGUGCUGUGGAGUGGCCUGUUUGGUUAAAGACAACCCUCAGAGGUCAUACUUCAUCAGAGUGUUUGACAUCAAGGAAGGGAAAACCAUGUUCGAACAGGAACUGUAUCACAACUUUUCCAUCAGCUGCUCCAGGUCCUACUUCAUGACAUUUGCAGGAGACACCAGUCAAGUUGGUCUGAACUUCGCCAGCGAAGAAGAAGCCAAAAGAUUUCGAGUUGCAAUAAAUGACCUUCUCAAUAGAAGGCAGCGUAAAACUGACAAGAGAGGUGAUCCUAAAAAUGGUCCAGCUCUACCCAUGGCCACUGUGGACAUCAAGAACCCCGAGAUCAACAAUGUCCGCUUCCACAACUCCCACAGCCACCAGCAGCCAUACCACAUCAACAACAUGCUGAGUCACGGAGGGCUGAGCCGCAAGGACAAGAAGACCAAAAACAAGAAGAAGAAGCUGACGAAGGCAGACAUCGGAACGCCCAGCAACUUCCAGCACAUCGGUCACGUGGGCUGGGACCCGAACACAGGGUUUGAUCUGAACAACCUGGACCCAGAACUGAAGAACCUCUUCGAUAUGUGUGGGAUCUCAGAAGCUCAGCUGAAAGACAGGGAGACGUCCAAGGUCAUCUACGACUUCAUUGAGAAGAAGGGAGGUGUGGAGGCCGUGAAGAACGAGCUAAGGAGGCAAGCUCCUCCACCACCCCCAUCUCGUGGGGGUCCGCCACCACCUCCUCCACCCCCACACAGCUCUGCUCCCCCUCCACCUCCACCACCUUCCAGAGGAGGACGUGGAGCUCCUCCUCCCCCUCCUCCAUCACGAGCUCCAGCCUCAGCUCCUCCUCCUCCGCCACCUUCCCGGCCUGGAACCCUGGGUGCUCCGCCCCCACCGCCGCCUCCUACCAGAGGAGGCCAUCAGCCACCUCCUCCUCCGCAUCACCACCACCACCAUCAGCCCCCACCUCCGCCUCCUCCAUCAUUGCACUCUAGCUCUCCUCAAGCUCCACCCCCUCCGCCACCACCGCUGGCCCAUCAAUCUCCCAUAAACGGUGGCUCCAGCUCAGCUCCUGCACCACCUCCUCCUCCUCCUCCGCCUCCCCCCGGACCACCUCCUCCUCCAGAGUUGGAUGGUGUCGGGGAGUCCUUUCACUCACCAAACCUUGGGGGGAAGUCUGCGCUGCUGGAGCAGAUCAGAGGAGGAACCCAGCUGAAGAAGGUGGAGCAGAACAACAGAGAACCAGCCUCCAGCACCGGGAGAGAUGCCCUGCUGGACCAGAUCCGACAAGGGAUCCAGUUGAAGACGGUCUCAGACCACCCGGAGUCCGGUCCUCCGACUCCAGCACCGACUGCAGGCAUCGUGGGCGCUUUGAUGGAAGUGAUGCAGAAGAGGAGCAAAGCCAUUCACUCCUCAGAUGACGAGGAUGAUGAUGAGGAAGACGAGGACUUUGAGGACGACGACGAGUGGGAGGACUAGUCAAGAGUUCUCCCAGCAUCAACAAGGCUCGCUCCUCAUCCAACAUACCUUCAGAACACCACUGACUCGAAAGCCUAAUCCUACAAGUCCUUUGGAAAACUGACUAAAAUAGCGGUGUACAUGUCAGAAUUAGCCGUAUAUUUAUUUCUCCCUUCUUGUUCCUUUAAAAAAACAAAAGCUCUAUUUCAGGGGAAAAUACCUCGACCGUUACGUUUGUAGAGUUGCUCUCCUAGUUCCAGACCCGUAACUUCCCCUGACAAGUCGUCUCGUUGGCACUUAUGGAGGCGUAGGACUGGUCAGUUCAAGGUCAAACUUAGAUAGGGUCAAUAAUUUGCUGAUGCAAACACUUCAUGCUUGUUACUUCCCAAGAGUAUCUUCGUCUUCGUCCGUGCUUUCCUCCGCUGUCUGAGCGUCUGAGCAGGAGGCGUGUGUGCGACCAAACAGGCAGGAUCCUCUUUGUGUUGGAUUGCAGUCGGUUUAAAUGUGAGAUAACACUAUUUUCUUACUGUGCUUCUUUUCGUAUCUUGGGAUUUUCUUAAUACGUUGUAGUUUAGCCGCGUUGUUUUUGUUCUCCUUCGACCGUUGACCAAAACACCGGAGGCCCACGGCCUCGUGUGGGGUUCUUUUUUUUAUUGUCAUUGAAGCAGUAUAUUUGCACACAUUAGCUCCGUUUGUGUGUCUUUGUUUGUAUAUUUGCAGACAAAUCUUAUUUCAGACCUGUUACAUUUCACAGACGUCGAAUAAAGAGUUUGCGAUAGUUACCUAUCACGACUGAUAACUUCCUUUAGCUUUACGUAGUGUGAUGCGCAUCAACAGCUGCAACACUUGAUGGGAAUUUUGUUCUCUUGGUUGUUGUCAUCGUCUUUUGUUACCUAGCAUUCGCCGUGCUCGGGUCAUUAACACAAACAACACGCGUGGAAAAGAUACAAGAAACCAUUUUAUGCAAUGCAACGCUAAACGCCUCCCUACGGAGCAAAUAAAACAGCAAAUGAUGAUAAACCAAGUGUGGCAUUUGCGAGCAGCUUGUGGUCUGCGACGACGCCUGUGAUCGUCCGUCUGAACAACUAAUGGCUUGUUCUAACUAUCAACCCAAGCUGCAACUGAAACCUGAGAUUCUGACGUGAAACCUGUGAAAGCGGUUGGGAGGAGGGACGGUGGUGAGAAUACUAAAUUGUAUACUUAAAUAAAUGUUAUUUACUGAGA
Messenger RNA from Synchiropus splendidus (mandarinfish), 3181 nucleotides. It is a transcript of the gene wasla, whose product is annotated as WASP like actin nucleation promoting factor a. Gene Ontology annotation, molecular function: small GTPase binding; actin binding. The record is from RefSeq and is a predicted model, not a curated record. The transcript is spliced from 11 exons. The coding region runs from base 350 to 1978 and encodes 542 amino acids. Gene Ontology annotation, biological process: regulation of Rho protein signal transduction; actin filament organization. Lineage: Eukaryota; Metazoa; Chordata; Actinopteri; Syngnathiformes; Callionymidae.